AUGUUCGUCCUCAAGCGUGAUGGACGCAAGGAACGCGUGCAGUUCGACAAGAUCACAGCACGAGUCUCAAGGCUGUGUUACGGCCUCGACCCGGACCAUGUUGACCCCGCCGCCAUCACCAUGAAGGUCAUUUCUGGUGUCUACCAGGGUGUCAACACCGUCCAACUAGACGACUUGGCCGCCGAGACUGCCGCAUACAUGACCACCACACAUCCCGACUACGCCAUCCUCGCUGCGCGUAUUGCCGUAUCAAAUCUUCACAAACAGACACAGAAGCAAUUCUCUGUAGUUGUAGAAGAGCUGUACAACUAUGUCAACCCCAAGAACAACACCCGCCAACCCAUGAUCUCUGAUUACAUCUACAAGAUCAUCAUGGACAACGCCGACGAGCUCAACUCGGCUAUAGUCUACGACCGCGACUUCAACUACCAGUUCUUCGGCUUCAAGACGCUUGAGCGCUCAUAUCUCCUCCGCAUCAACGGCAAGGUCGCCGAGCGCCCACAACACAUGCUUAUGCGUGUCGCUGUCGGCAUUCAUGGAGCCGACAUUGAGAAGGCCAUCGAGACCUACGACUACAUGUCUCAAAAGUACUUCACACACGCCUCGCCCACACUGUUCAACGCGGGUACACCAUCGCCACAAAUGUCGUCAUGCUUCCUCAUCGACAUGAAGGAGGACAGCAUUGACGGUAUCUACGACACACUCAAGACAUGUGCGUUGAUCUCCAAGACCGCCGGCGGUAUUGGUCUCAACGUCCACCGCAUUCGUGCUACUGGCUCAUACAUUGGUGGUACCAACGGAACAUCCAACGGUCUCAUCCCUAUGCUCCGUGUGUACAACAACACUGCUCGCUAUGUCGACCAGGGUGGCAACAAGCGUCCCGGUGCUUUCGCCAUCUACCUCGAGCCAUGGCACGCCGAUGUCUUCGGCUUCCUCGACCUGCGCAAGAACCACGGCAAAGAGGAGGUCCGUGCUCGUGACCUUUUCUACGCUCUGUGGAUUCCCGACCUGUUCAUGAAGCGUGUCCAAGACAAUGGAAACUGGACACUCAUGUGCCCUAACGAGUGCCCCGGCCUUGCCGAUGUCUAUGGUGAUGAGUUCGAGGCUCUGUACGAGAGCUACGAGAAGCAGAACAAGGGUCGCGAGACUGUCCGCGCCCAGAAGCUCUGGUACGCCAUCCUUGAGGCUCAGACUGAGACUGGUAACCCCUUCAUGCUUUACAAGGAUGCUUGCAACCGCAAGAGUAACCAGAAGAACCUCGGUACCAUCCGCAGCUCCAACCUGUGCACCGAAAUCGUCGAGUACACUGCUCCUGAUGAGGUUGCCGUCUGUAACUUGGCUUCUCUUGCCCUGCCUUCCUUCGUCGACUACAAGCGUGGCGAGUUUGACUUCAAGAAGCUCCACGAAGUCACACAGGUCGUCACUCGCAACCUGAACAAGAUCAUCGAGGUCAACCACUACCCAGUCGAAGAAGCACGCCGCAGCAACUUCCGCCACCGACCCAUCGGUAUGGGUGUCCAGGGUCUCGCUGAUGCCUUCCUUGCCCUCCGCAUGCCUUUCGAGUCCAAUGAAGCGAGGAAACUCAACAUUCAGAUCUUCGAGACCAUCUACCACGCUGCUCUCACUUCCUCAUGCGAUAUUGCAAAGGAACUUGGUCCCUACGAGACCUACCCGGGAUCCCCCGUCUCUCAGGGUCAACUGCAGUAUGACAUGUGGGGUGUCGAACCUACAGAUCUUUGGGACUGGGUUGCCUUGAAGGCAAAGAUUGCUGAGCACGGUGUACGCAACUCUCUGCUCAUCGCGCCCAUGCCAACUGCCUCUACCUCGCAGAUUCUGGGCAACAAUGAAUGCUUCGAGCCAUACACAUCGAACAUCUACUCUCGCCGUGUGCUUGCGGGUGAGUUCCAGGUCGUCAACCCAUGGUUGCUCAAGGAUCUCGUCGACAUGGGCCUCUGGUCUGAGAACAUGAAGAACCGUAUCAUCGCUGAUGGCGGUUCAAUUGCCAGGAUUCCAAACAUCCCCGAGGAGACCAAGACGCUCUACAAGACCGUGUGGGAGAUCUCGCAGAAGAGGAUCAUUGAGAUGGCCGCUGACCGUGGUGCAUUCAUUGACCAGUCCCAAUCUCUCAACAUCCACAUGAAGGAGCCUACCAUGGGUAAGAUCACUUCCAUGCACUUUGCUGGCUGGAAGGCUGGUCUCAAGACUGGCAUGUACUAUCUCCGUACCAUGGCUGCUUCAGCACCUAUCCAGUUCACUGUCGACCAAGAGGCCCUCAACGUCGUAGACACCAACGUUGCUCGUGCUCUACCCAAGGUACGAAAGCAACCGGGCUUCCAGCCUGAGGCUAUCCGACACUCACCUGUCACUGCUUCGCAAACCCCAUCUUCGGCACCUCGUCCAAUGUAUGCCACCAAGCCUACCAACGGCGAGGAGAAGAAGGAGGAGGAAAACGGUGUUCCCACCCCAGAUGCUACCCCAGAUGCUACUCCAACGCCUGUCACGGAGACCCGCAACGCUCUCGCAAGCAAGCCUUUCAAGGCCGAUGUGGAGGAGGGCGCGAGCCCAAAGAUGGUAGCUGCUGAUGCAGCCGUCAAGCCGGACGAGGAGAUCACCAGGAAGGACAAACAAGAUGAGGACUCCAAGGAUGACAGCGAGGACCGGGAUGGUGACAUCUAUGCUGAAGCCGCCCUUGCUUGCUCGAUAGAGAACCCUGAGUCCUGCGUCAUGUGCAGUGGUUAA
Molecule: messenger RNA, 2739 nt
Organism: Alternaria conjuncta
Lineage: Eukaryota; Fungi; Ascomycota; Dothideomycetes; Pleosporales; Pleosporaceae
Gene: RNR1
Product: ribonucleotide-diphosphate reductase subunit rnr1
Exons: 3
Coding region: 1-2739 (912 amino acids)
Biological process (GO): deoxyribonucleotide biosynthetic process; DNA replication
Cellular component (GO): ribonucleoside-diphosphate reductase complex
Molecular function (GO): ribonucleoside-diphosphate reductase activity, thioredoxin disulfide as acceptor; ATP binding
Source: RefSeq, a predicted model, not a curated record